Trichosurus vulpecula (common brushtail) is the source of this 1347-nucleotide messenger RNA. RefSeq names its product keratin 25 (gene KRT25). Gene Ontology annotation, molecular function: structural molecule activity. The transcript has 8 exons. Bases 1 to 1347 code for a protein of 448 amino acids. The record is from RefSeq and is a predicted model, not a curated record. Lineage: Eukaryota; Metazoa; Chordata; Mammalia; Diprotodontia; Phalangeridae. Gene Ontology annotation, biological process: hair follicle morphogenesis; intermediate filament organization.
AUGUCUCUUUGCCUUUCCAGUGGUCCCAGGAGAUCUUGCUCCCAGCCCACAACAGGCUCUGUCAGGCUCUCUAGCGGAGGAUCAGUCUUUGGAAGUGGAAAUGCUGGUGGGGUGCCUGGUAUUGGAAGUGGCUUUUCUUGUGCUUUUGGGAGCAGCUCCAUUGGAGGGAAUAGUGGUACUUCCUGUGCUAGCUUCUUGGGGAGCGAAGGAGGACUUCUCUCUGGCAAUGAAAAGGUGACCAUGCAGAACCUUAAUGACCGCCUGGCUUCUUACCUGGAUAACGUGCGUGCUCUGGAAGAGGCGAAUGCUGAUCUGGAGGAGAAGAUCAAGGGCUGGUAUGAGCAAUUUGGUCCUGGAUCUUGCCGGGGUCUUGAUCAUGACUAUAGUCGAUACUUACCGAUAAUUGAAGAUCUCAAAAAUCAGAUCAUUGCUUCGACCACCAGCAAUGCCAGUGCUGUCCUACAGAUCGAUAAUGCCAGGCUCACGGCUGAUGACUUCAGAAUGAAGUUUGAAAGUGAGCUGGCUCUUCAUCAAAAUGUUGAAGCUGAUGUUAAUGGGCUUCGAAGAGUCAUGGAUGAGCUGACCCUGUGCCGAACAGACCUGGAGAUUCAGUAUGAAACUCUCAAUGAGGAGCUGACUUACCUCAAGAAAAACCAUAAAGAGGAGAUGCAAGCUCUCCAGUGCGCUGCUGGUGGAAAUGUGAACGUGGAGAUGAACGCUGCCCCAGGGGUGGAUCUGACCCUUCUGCUGAACAACAUGAGGGCAGAGUACGAGGACCUGGCUGAGCAGAACCGCAGGGACGCUGAAGCCUGGUUCAAUGAAAAGAGUGCAUCUCUGCAGCAGCAGAUCUCGGAUGAUGUUGGCGCCACGACAUCAGCGCGGACUGAACUGACCGAAAUGAAACGCACCCUUCAAACCCUAGAAAUAGAGCUUCAGUCCCUAGUAGCCACGAAACACUCUCUGGAAUGUUCCUUGAGCGAGACAGAAGGGAACUACUGUGUGCAGCUCUCCCAAAUCCAGGCCCAGAUCGGGGCCCUAGAGGAGCAACUGCAGCAGGUCAGGACUGAGACCGAGGGCCAGAAGCUGGAGUACGACCAGCUGCUGCAUGUCAAGGUCUAUCUGGAGUCGGAGAUCGAAAUCUACCGCCAACUGAUCAAUGGCGAUGAAGGAGCUGGCAAGUCUGGAGGCUACAAGUCUAAAGAUCAUGGACCUGGAAAUCUGGGAAAUCAAGCCAAAGAGUCCGGUAAAGGCAUUGUGGUGAAAAAGGUGCUUGAGGAAAUGGACCAGCGAAGCAAAGUCCUCACUACCAGGCUUCAGUCUCUGGAAGAGAAGGCCCCAAGCAACUAA